AUGGUAAGGAGGAUGAGAUCAGUCAUGCCAGGUCUAGUGGGGGAGAUCCAGAGCGCAUUUGUGAAGGGACGAAAAAUACAUGAUGGAGCUCUUAUUGCAUGUGAAACAGUGCAUUGGUUAAGGACAAAGAGGAAGAAAGCGGCAAUUAUCAAGUUAGACUUCCAGAAGGCUUAUGACCGGGUAAAGUGGAGCUUUGUGGAUAUUGUGCUACAGAAGAUGGGCUUUGGAUGGAGAUGGAGGGAAUGGGUGAAGGAGUGCCUGGGUACAGCGAUGGUAGGGGAGGCAAUCAGGAACAAACGUAUUUUGCCACUACUGGUUGGAAAGGACAAUAUAGAGUUAUCACACUUGCAAUUUGCAGAUGACACUAUAUUGUUAUGUCCACUAGAGGAGGAGACCAUCAGGAACUAUGCCAGAUUGCUAAGAUGCUUUGAGAUGAUGUCAGGGCUAUCUAUUAACUUUGAUAAGUCAAGCUUAAUCCCAAUAAAUUGUGACCAGCAGUGGACUUACAACAUGUGUAGCUUAUUGGGAUGCAAGGAGGCUAGUCUUCCAGUCAGAUAUCUCGGUAUUUCCUUAGGAGAAAAUCCGAGAUUGGUCAGGACUUGGAAACCGAUAAUUGACAAGGUUGAGGAAAAGCUCAGCUUGUGGAAGGCAAAAGUUCUCAAUAAAGCAUGUAAGCUUGUACUUAUCAAAUCUGUGUUAAAUAGCUUGCCAGUGUACUAUUUGAGCUUGUAUAAGAUGCCGAAAGCUGUGGCAGAAAAGUUGAUAUCGUUGCAGAGGAGGUUCCUAUGGAGCAAGGAGGAAGGCAGAAAUGGUUUGGCACUUGUAAAGUGGAAGAUUGUUCAGGCCCCUAAAAAGGCGGGUGGGUUGGAGGUGGGUGAUGCAGUGAUUAGAAACACUGCACUUCUGUUCAAGUAG
Messenger RNA from Arachis ipaensis, 915 nucleotides. Lineage: Eukaryota; Viridiplantae; Streptophyta; Magnoliopsida; Fabales; Fabaceae. The record is from RefSeq and is a predicted model, not a curated record.